AUGUUUUGUGAUAAUACUCCUUUCAGAGUGGUGGUGCAGAAUGAGAGAAGGGAAGAGUGGACCUCACUCCUUGUGACCAUUAAAAAGCUCUUCAUCCAGUACCCCGUGUUGGUGCGACUGGAACAGGCAGAGGGCUUUCCUCAAGGAGACAAUUCUACCUCAGCACAAGGAAACUACCUAGAGGCCAUCAAUCUGUCAUUCAAUGUGUUUGACAAGCACUACAUCAACCGCAACUUUGACCGAACUGGGCAGAUGUCUGUGGUGAUCACCCCAGGGGUGGGCGUCUUUGAAGUGGACCGCUUGCUCAUGAUCUUGACCAAGCAACGGAUGAUAGAUAAUGGAAUUGGUGUGGACUUGGUGUGCAUGGGUGAGCAACCAUUACACGCUGUCCCAUUAUUCAAGCUACACAAUCGGAGUGUUCCUCGAGAUUCUCGCCUGGGUGAUGACUAUAACAUUCCCCACUGGAUAAACCACAGUUUCUACACGUCCAAAAGUCAGCUCUUUUGUAACAGUUUCACCCCACGAAUAAAACUGGCAGGAAAGAAGCCUGCCUCUGAGAAAGCAAAAAAUGGCCGUGAUACAUCUCUUGGGACACCGAAAGAAUCCGAGAACGCUCUUCCCAUCCAAGUAGACUAUGAUGCCUACGAUGCACAAGUGUUCAGGCUGCCCGGCCCAUCUCGGGUCCAGCGCCUCGCCACCUGCAGGUUUUCUGCCAGAUUCGCUUGGGGGUGCAUAUAAGUAUGGUUUCAGACAACCUAGAUCCAUAGGGACCUUUAUGAGAAUAACCUUGAAAAUAUUUUAGAUUAAAAUUAGCCAGACAGAAGCUAGGCCAUUUAGAUGUCAUUUUGUUUACCAAGAAGUAUUGCCUCAAAAUAAGGAGAAGGUUCUCAGGCUUUUUCUAUCCGAGAGAAGCAGUUUGCAAAUUCCAGAAUCUUCCUCUCACUAGGUUGGCCCUAUUACAGAAUUUAGGGCUCAGAGUUUCUUUUAGUUUUAUUCUUCCCAGAGGCUAAGAACUUUGCUUUCUUUAAAUCCCACUUUUAAAAUUUGCU
Castor canadensis (American beaver) is the source of this 1049-nucleotide messenger RNA. The record is from RefSeq and is a predicted model, not a curated record. NCBI's taxonomy places the organism in Eukaryota, Metazoa, Chordata, Mammalia, Rodentia, Castoridae.